AUAAAUAUAUUAUAAAAUAUUUUUAUGCAGGUUAUAUUCAAGUAAUUAUUUUGAAACAGUAAGUCAUCUUAAUAGCACUAAAUAUUAGUAUAUGAUGUAAGUACACGUGUUACCCGGGAUUGCAUGACGUAAGAUUGCACGUAACCUAUACUUUGUUUAUUUUUCGUAUAAUUAUUUCUUAAAAAUAGUAAUUUAAAUAAUAUAUCAAAAAAAUAAUGACUGUUGAAAGUACAGAAAAUAAAGAAAAAUCAAUAUCUGAAAAAAGUAAUAAUAUUGAAGCUGAAUAUUCUGAUCUUUAUCCAGGAAGGAAGGUACGAUCUCGUACUUGGCUUGAUAAACUUUUCUUAAAAGAAAAAAGAGAACAAUUAGAAAAAACACAAUGUGAACUUAAUGUGUAUCAGUGUGUGCAAGAUAGUAAGAUUUCUACAGUUACUUUUUAAGAAUUUUUGAUUGUUUUUUUUGAUUUAACUUUUCAUAUUAUUUUUGUCAUUUAUUAUUAUUUUUGAUUUAUUAUUGUCAUUAGAUUAUGAAUGCUUUUUAAUUAACGAAUCUUAAUAUUAACUAUUUCUGGAUAGGUAUAUUUUUCACUGUUUUUGUGAACAACUUGAGUCAUUUAUGAUCAUAA
This is a messenger RNA of Apis florea (little honeybee), 625 nucleotides long. Its product is annotated as mitochondrial inner membrane protease ATP23 homolog. Gene Ontology annotation, biological process: mitochondrial protein processing; mitochondrial proton-transporting ATP synthase complex assembly. Gene Ontology annotation, molecular function: metalloendopeptidase activity. NCBI's taxonomy places the organism in Eukaryota, Metazoa, Arthropoda, Insecta, Hymenoptera, Apidae. The record is from RefSeq and is a predicted model, not a curated record.